Molecule: messenger RNA, 1566 nt
Organism: Fusarium keratoplasticum
Lineage: Eukaryota; Fungi; Ascomycota; Sordariomycetes; Hypocreales; Nectriaceae
Exons: 8
Coding region: 1-1566 (521 amino acids)
Cellular component (GO): cytosol; cortical endoplasmic reticulum; intracellular membrane-bounded organelle
Molecular function (GO): sterol binding
Source: RefSeq, a predicted model, not a curated record
AUGGUCAUGGGCCUCGUUUCGGUACCUGGUCGUCGAAGGACCGGCAGUAGCAGCACCCGCUCCUCGAACGAAGACCCUCGCGGUCCCGACGCCGAGGAUGAUACCCUCGUCGUGGAGCCUGAUCAGGGCAAUGUCCUCUCGCACAUCAUCUCGCAACUACGGCCUGGAGCCGAUCUGAGUCGUGUCGUCCUCCCUACCUUCAUUCUCGAACCCCGCAGCAUGCUCGAGCGCAUCACAAACUUCAUGUGCCACCCCGAAAUGCUACUCCAUAUCCCAACCAUAGAUGAUCCUGUCGAGCGUUUCGUAUCUGUAGUCAAGUUUUACCUCAGUGGAUGGCAUAUUCGUCCCCCAGGCGUCAAGAAGCCUCUAAACCCGAUCCUUGGCGAAAUCUUCACCUGCUACUGGGACUUUGAGGGCAACAAGCGCGCAUACUACAUCUCGGAACAAACCUCGCACCAUCCUCCCAAGUCGAGCUAUUUCUACAUGGCCCCUGAGCAUCACAUUCGAAUUGAUGGAACCCUCAAACCCCGAAGUCGGUUCCUCGGAAACUCUGCCGCCAGUUUGAUGGAAGGAAUUGCGUUCUUGAGCCUACUCAACCGCGGCAAGGAUCCGUCAAGGGGAGAGCAAUAUAUCCUGACUCAACCCAACAUGUAUGCUCGAGGAAUCCUGUUCGGCAAGAUGAAAUACGAACUCGGAGACCACAGCUUUGUCCGAUGUCCUGAGCUUGACCUGGUUGCCGAUGUUGAUUUCAAGACAAAGGGCUGGGUUGGUGGCACAUACAACGCGAUUGGAGGUGUAAUCAAGAGAGAGAGCACUGGCGAAGUCUUGUUUGAGCUGUCUGGACUGUGGAGCGAAGAGAUGUACAUCAAGGAUAUGACGACUGGCCACCGAGAAAUGUUCUUCAACGCUAUCCGAUCAAAGCCCUCACCACCAACCGUACGACCGAUUGCGGAGCAAGAAGAGCGAGAGUCACAGCGACUUUGGGAAAAGACAGCCAAGGCUGUCAAGGAGCGAAACCACGAGGUUGCUACAGAUGAAAAGACUAAGAUCGAGGACCGGCAACGCGAGGAGGCUGCUCAUCGAGCACAGGAAAACGUCGAGUGGCACCCGCGAUUAUUCAGAAGGGUUCAUGGUGGCCCUGGAGGUCUAGAGGAGGGCGAAGAAGACCUGGAAUGGGUCAUCAACGCAACUAUUGACCAUACCCUGAGCCCAGACAAGCAAGCCGAGCAGAUUAUGGCCAUUUACCCUAUUGUCAAAGGCCAGAAGCCAGACCAGCGGCACAUGAUCCCACCUCACAGCCCUUCUGCGAAGCCCAUCAAGACACACGAGACCAAGCCGGUUGAGAACCACAUCGACGACAACUUGAUUGAUUUUGACGAUACGCCUGCACCUGCGCCCGCACCCGUCGCUGCACCAGUACCUGCGAAACCGGCUCCCACUGAGCCCGUGACGAAACAGUCCGAGAUUCAGACGUUGCUGACUUCGACUGGCAAGCCGGCUGACGGACCCCUGAUCGACUUCACCAACGACCUAAAGAAGGAAUUACCAUCCACGACACAGCAAUAA